Messenger RNA from Adineta ricciae, 273 nucleotides. Lineage: Eukaryota; Metazoa; Rotifera; Eurotatoria; Adinetida; Adinetidae. The record is from the annotation of a GenBank genome assembly.
AUGAAUAAAUGCAUAUUUGUUGUUCUUCUGUUCUUCUUAAUCUCGACAACAAUCAAUCAGCACAAAUGCUGUCUUAUUCCCAAAGCAGAUCAAAUUCGUUUGGCCACAGCUGGUGAUAUGGGUGUAAAUGUUGGCUGGCGUUUACGCGUUUGCUCAUUGGAAUUUAUCAACCUCGCUAUUAUCCAUGAUGCAUCAUCAAAACAACUCACAUCAACGACAGUGCAUGGCAAAUCUAGCUCUUAUAGAAUGAAUUUUGCAUUCGGAACAUUUUGA